Molecule: messenger RNA, 240 nt
Organism: Fonticula alba
Lineage: Eukaryota; Rotosphaerida; Fonticulaceae
Exons: 1
Coding region: 1-240 (79 amino acids)
Source: RefSeq, a predicted model, not a curated record
AUGAAGGCCGGCGGUAAGGCGCCCUUCUGGGCGAGCGACUUUUCCCAACGCGCUAUCAGGUCGCCCCUGGCUGCCUUCCUGGCGGCCGGGACCCUGACUUUCCUGCUCCUUCGUCAGAUUCGUCUCGGUCGCCAAGACCGCGACCAGCGCCUCAUGGCCACCAUCUACCAGCGGGAGUCGCCGGUGCCGGCGGCCCCCGGUGCCCUUCCACCUCCUUCCGAUAUCCCGCCCAGCGAAUAG